Quercus lobata is the source of this 522-nucleotide messenger RNA. RefSeq lists its product as uncharacterized. The record is from RefSeq and is a predicted model, not a curated record. Bases 1 to 522 code for a protein of 173 amino acids. Lineage: Eukaryota; Viridiplantae; Streptophyta; Magnoliopsida; Fagales; Fagaceae. The transcript has 2 exons.
AUGCCCCAUGUUACUAGUGAGGAUGCCAUUAGUAAGGCUUUACAUCAAAUAUCUCAGUCUCCAUUCUCGAAAGAGAUAGAGAAAACAGACCUACCUAAGAGAUUUACUAGGCCAACUUUCACAAUUUAUGAUGGCAAAAUGGAUCCCAUGGAGUACGUCAGUCAUUACAAUCAAAGCAUGGCCAUAUACUCUAAAAACGAGGCCUUGAUGUGUAAAAAUUUUCCUUCUAGCUUAGGUCCAACAGCUAUGAGAUGGUUUGAUAGGUUAGAAAAAGGGGUUAUCCGAGGUUUUGACGAGCUUAUUAGGGCAUUUGGAGCUAGGGGAAUUGCUACAAGUACCUUUAAGGUGGGCCUUCCCAUUGAUUUCGACUUGAGGGCUUCACUAGCCUUAAAGCCAGUCACGGAUAUGAACAAACUGAUGGAACGGGUAGAGGAGUACAAGAGAUUGGAAGAUGAUCAGUUGCAAGAUAAGGCCAAAGCAAAAGUACCCGUAGAAGAAAAGAAAGAGGUCAAAGCAGAUUAG